UCGAUAACACCAGUUCGAUAUACUGGUUCCUCGCGGAACCGCCCGCCCCUAGUCCUUUUCACUUUAGCGAGGCGAAAUUGUCACAUUUACAUUUGACAAAAUUCGUCGUCAAAACGCCCGCAGACAGCAACAUCAAAAGUAGCUGCACAGCAACAACAGCAAACAGCCAAGAUGCCCAAGAAUAAAGGAAAAGGAGGCAAGAAUCGUCGUCGUGGUAAGAACGAGAACGAGUUCGAGAAGCGUGAGCUGAUCUUCAAGGAGGACCAGCAGGAGUACGCGCAGGUGACCAAGAUGCUGGGCAACGGUCGUCUGGAGGCAAUGUGCUUUGAUGGCGUCAAACGCCUGUGUCACAUUCGGGGGAAACUUCGCAAGAAGGUGUGGAUUAACCAGGGCGACAUCAUAUUGGUGGGAUUGCGUGACUACCAGGACUCGAAGGCUGAUGUGAUCCUCAAGUACACCCCGGACGAGGCCAGGAACCUGAAGACGUACGGCGAGUUCCCCGAGUCGGUGCGCAUCAACGAGACAGUCACAUUCGUGGAGGAUGGCUUCGACGAGGACAUCGAGUUCGGCGAUGAGAUCAGCUCGGAGGAUGAUGCCGACUCCGUGGACAACAUCUGAUUAACAAGAAACAAAGUGGCGCCGGGUGGGACGACGACGGUGGGAGCGUCUGGAACGUCUGGAACGUCCUUCUCGGCAGCACCAGCUGAAGCAGAGUCAGUUCGAGAAUAGUAGGGAAUUUAACCAAUUGUAAAAAGCAGAAAGCCGGUAGCCCCGAGUCUUGUUCGAAGUCCAAGCCACCAACCAAUCCAAUCCAUGAAUCCAACAUCUACAAAGCGGCGCAGCGGCAGUUAAAUUGCGAAGCCAAACUUAUAGUUCAGUUCAUUUUUAGCCAUUUUAAUGUUCAAUAUCCUUUAAAAUUGCUUAAUCCCGGACAUCCAAGUGGGUUCCCAAAUUUAAACGGUUUGAUUUACGGCCGCCUUAAACAACAAAUUAUAAAAUACAUAGUAGAACUGUUAAACUGUGCAAGAAAUGGAACUUUGCGAAACAUAAACUAAUAAUAUUUGAAUUAAAAACGAAAAAACAAAGAAAAACAAACGGAUAUUAGUUAUUAUUUAUCUACCAACAAAUCUAUCGAACUAAAUGAAAAAAGAAAAAAAAAAUAACAAAAAAUAUACUAAUGAAAUCUACAACUCAUACACAUAAAAUAUGAGUUUAGCGAACACUAAUAUUUAAGACGAAAGGGAUAUAUAAUAAUAAUGAUCAAAAGGCAAAGAUGUGAAGUUAGCUAGCGAGUAAGCAAAGUCAAAUCCAUGAGUUUUCGCCAGAUAUAUCUGAGCUCCAUCCCCCAAGUGUUCCUUCUCAGCAUUUCGUCUCAUGUCUUGUUUUUAUUAUACACCUGCGUUAUAUUUUGAUGGUUUUUCACUUAGCAAUAUCCAAAUCAUAUUCCAAACGCCCCUUUUGUUUUUGCUGUCCAUGCAUUCAGUUUUCCCUGUUUAGUUGUAGUAUAAUUCGAACCAAACAAUGGAUGUGUAAAAAGUAAAGAAACUAUUGAUUUUUGUAAUGAGUUGAACUCCAAUAAAUGGCGUUGAUUAACCCGAAUGCAAAACAGCAGA
Molecule: messenger RNA, 1613 nt
Organism: Drosophila erecta
Lineage: Eukaryota; Metazoa; Arthropoda; Insecta; Diptera; Drosophilidae
Gene: eIF1A
Product: eukaryotic translation initiation factor 1A, X-chromosomal
Exons: 3
Coding region: 172-618 (148 amino acids)
Biological process (GO): translational initiation
Cellular component (GO): cytoplasm
Molecular function (GO): translation initiation factor activity; RNA binding
Source: RefSeq, a predicted model, not a curated record